Molecule: messenger RNA, 239 nt
Organism: Ambispora leptoticha
Lineage: Eukaryota; Fungi; Glomeromycota; Glomeromycetes; Archaeosporales; Ambisporaceae
Source: the annotation of a GenBank genome assembly
AUGAGUAGCUCUAAUGAUAACUCCGUCUCCAAGGCCAAUGAAAGUAAUGUUUCCAAGGUCAACGAAAGCAAUGUCUCCAAGGCCAAUGAAAGUAAUGUUUCCAAGGUCAACGAAAGCAAUGUCCCCAAGGCCAACAAAAAUAUUGUUUCUAAGAUUAGUGAAAGUAGCGUUAUUAAGUUUACUCAACCCAAUGACUCAUCAUCUAAUUCAGGGACUAUAGAUUUUUCUCGAACUCAUAA